Messenger RNA from Euleptes europaea (tarantolino), 729 nucleotides. RefSeq names its product zinc finger protein 239-like. Gene Ontology annotation, molecular function: RNA polymerase II cis-regulatory region sequence-specific DNA binding; DNA-binding transcription factor activity. NCBI's taxonomy places the organism in Eukaryota, Metazoa, Chordata, Lepidosauria, Squamata, Sphaerodactylidae. The record is from RefSeq and is a predicted model, not a curated record. The coding region runs from base 1 to 729 and encodes 242 amino acids. Gene Ontology annotation, biological process: regulation of transcription by RNA polymerase II. The transcript is spliced from 3 exons.
AUGAAGAAAGAGUCCAAGAGGGGAGUCGCAAAGAUGGGACUCAGAAGCCACUCAAAGAUCAGCCAUCAGAGGGUGCACACAGAGGAAAGGCCGUAUAAAUGUUCCGAUUGUGGGAAAAGUUUUAAAGCUGCUUCAGGCCUCAAACAUCACAAAAAGGUCCACACUGGAGAGAAACCAUAUCCAUGUUCAGAAUGUGGGAAAAGGUUUGGUACUAACAACCAUCUUGUUAGACACGAGAGAACCCACACUCAGGUGAAACCAUUCAAAUGCUCACACUGUGGAAAGGGCUUCAGAUUGCGAGACAGCCUUGUUGUUCAUGAGAGAAUCCACACAGGAGACAAACCUUAUAAAUGCUCAGACUGUGGGAGAAGCUUCAAUUGCCGGUCAAAUUUCAGUAGGCACAAGAAAAUCCAUGGAGGAGAGAAACUGUAUAAGUGUUCAGACUGUGGGAAAGGCUGGAGGAAUAAGGCAGGCCUUACAGUGCAUGAGAGAAUUCACACUGGUGAGAAACCUUACCACUGCACAGAGUGUGGGAAAAACCUUCGGUGCAGUUCAAGCUUUAUAAUGCAUAAGAGAACCCACCGAGGAGACAAACCAUAUGAGUGCCUGGAAUGUGGCAAACGUUUCCGUCAUAGGGUUUCUCCUUCCAAAGGACCCCAGAGUGGCCCAGAGCAGUUUGAUGGGGAAGGAAAAGGAGACCGUCUUGCCACAUUGGCCAUUGAGGCCUGA